This is a messenger RNA of Anthonomus grandis grandis, 2185 nucleotides long. RefSeq lists its product as uncharacterized. The transcript is spliced from 2 exons. The coding region runs from base 485 to 1051 and encodes 188 amino acids. Gene Ontology annotation, cellular component: nucleus. The record is from RefSeq and is a predicted model, not a curated record. Gene Ontology annotation, molecular function: DNA binding. Lineage: Eukaryota; Metazoa; Arthropoda; Insecta; Coleoptera; Curculionidae.
AGGCCCUGGACCUUACAUUUGCUAUGACGCUAGGCACUCCGUAACAACUUAAUCUAUGUUAAAAUAGAAUUCGAGCACGUUUAGUUUUGGCAGUCUUUUUUGUAAGAAUAGUUUUACGAUGUUAGCCUAUUUUCCUAAAAGUAAAUACAUAUUAAAAUCGUUGUGCUGUUUACUUAAAACACAACAGAUGGAGUGAAACAAAAUACAUGGAAAGACAUGACCAAGUAGCAAGUAUCGUACACCCAUCAGAAGACUUAUAAAUCGUACCUAAUCCAAAACGAAGACACAUUAUACCAAUAUAAACCCAAUUUUGUAAAUGAACGAAGUCUUAACAUUAAAAUGUAUCGGGACAAGGGCACGCUAACAAAUAAAACAAUUCAACACAACAGGCCAGACCUAACAUUAAUUGACAAAAACAAUAAAACAAUUUACAUGAUCGACGUAGCCCCCAAAUAACCAAAGUACGAAGAAAAAAUCCAAGGAUAUGAACCACUGGCGCAAGAAAUCCGAUAAUUAUAGGAAACCGAUAGAGCUGACACUCUUGUACUACAUUAUAGUGGGAAAACGUGAAAGAACAUCAACUAGAAAAUCCUGGGAUGAACAAGCAAUGCUAAGUGCAAUUAACGCUGUAAAAGGUGGCCAAAUGAGGUGGCUGAAAGCAUCGAAAUUGUUCUCGAAUUGCAAUCGAAAUGUCUCCCAAGCCACAUUAAGGCGAAGAGCAAAUGACACAAACAAAAGAGCUAAGGGCUGUCAGAAAGUUUUGGGUCGGUUUCCAACCACAUUUAAUGAAGACGAAGAAAGAGGGUUAGUUGAGUAUACACUAUUACUUCAGUCUAGAUUGUUCGGGAUAACAACAACAGAUAUAAAGAAACUUGCGUAUGAGUUUCCCACUAAAAAUGGCAUCCCAAAUAGAUUUACAGAUCGUAGCGCUGGACGAGAGUGGCUGAGAGGAUUUCGUAUGCGACAUCCUGAAAUAUCUCUAAGGCUGCCUGAAGCUGUGUCUGCGGCUAGAGCCAUGGCAUUUAAUAGGCCACAAGUACAAAUUUUUUAAUACGUUGGAAAAUACCCUAAAAAAAGAAAAAAUUGAUGUGCAUCGGAUUUACAAUAUGGACGAAAGUGGUUAGUCCACAGUGCAAAGGCCUUCAAAAAUUUAUGCCAAAACUGGAAGAAAACAAGUAGGAUCAUUAACCAGUGCUGAAAGAGGUCAGCAUGUAACGUGUGUUUGCUGCAUGAAUAGUGUAGGUAAUUUUGUGCCACCUGCUUUGAUUUUCCCUAGGAAAAAUAGAAAGGAGGAACUUUUAGAUGCUUUACCUCCAGGUUCUUUAGGAUUAUUUAACGAGACUGGAUGGAUGACAUCUGAUUCCUUUGCUUUAUGGUUAAAGCAUUUUCAGACUUUUGUUAAAGCUUCUCCCGACUCAAAAGUUUUAUUACUUCUGGAUGGGCAUACUAGCCACAAAUCAUUAAAUGCCUUGACGUUUGCCAGAAGAAAUGGAAUAAUCCCUUUAUGCUUUCCUGCCCACUGUGCCCAUCGUAUGCAGCCCCUGGAUGUCAGCUUCUAUGGUCCACUAAAGACAUUUUAUAACCAGGAAUGUGCACUUUGGUUGAAAAACCAUCCAGGGAGAGUAAUAACACUACAUCAAAUUGGUGAACUGUUUACGUCCGCUUACGGGAAAGCAGCUACAAUUAAAAAUGCCACAAGCGCAUUUGUAAAUACGGAAAUUUAUCCAUUUAAUCUACAUAUUUUCCCAGACGAGUUUUUUGAGCCGGCCGAGACAACAAAUAGAUUAUUAGAACCGACCAUAGAAGAGGGAGCAUCCCAUCGCCCAGAACAACCAUCAACAAGCAAUGAAUAACAGUAAUUGGUGUUACAGAAGAAGCAAUGCGACAAAAACAAAGCAAAAGUGUCGAUAAAGAAAAUGAACCGAGAGGUGAUCAGACAGAAAGCAAUAUAAAACAAAAUCAACCAUUAAGGAAAAGGUUUUCUCUACAGGAAAUUUCGCCAGUGCCUGUAGCAAGAGGAACCAAAAAAAGAAAGACCAGACAAACUAUAACCGGAGUCUUAACAACUACUCCCAAUUUAGAAGAGUUAAAGCUAAAGGAAGAAAAGAAAUUGCGAAAAAAUGUGCGUCAAUUUAAAAAGAACCUUUCAGGUGAGACAAGUUUUGUUGCACGAAGCGAAAGUGAA